Solea senegalensis (Senegalese sole) is the source of this 4820-nucleotide messenger RNA. It is a transcript of the gene smg7, whose product is annotated as SMG7 nonsense mediated mRNA decay factor. Gene Ontology annotation, biological process: nuclear-transcribed mRNA catabolic process, nonsense-mediated decay. Gene Ontology annotation, molecular function: telomeric repeat DNA binding; protein binding; telomerase RNA binding. Gene Ontology annotation, cellular component: telomerase holoenzyme complex. The transcript has 23 exons. The record is from RefSeq and is a predicted model, not a curated record. NCBI's taxonomy places the organism in Eukaryota, Metazoa, Chordata, Actinopteri, Pleuronectiformes, Soleidae. The coding region runs from base 102 to 3713 and encodes 1203 amino acids.
CACACACACUCAGUGUCAGGCUGAAACAACAUGGCGGCGAUAGCAGCGGUAGCUUCUUCCUCUGUGCCCGUCGUCGUGUGAGCCUCCGCGGUCUCGUCAGAAUGAACCUCUGUGCUCAGUUGCUCCGACAGGCAGAGGCCCUGAAGGCUGACAUGACAGAUUCAAAGCUGGGCGUGGCAGAGGUGUGGACGUCUCGCCAGGCUCUGCAGGACGUCUACCAGAAGAUGCUGGUCACUGACCUGGAGUACGCUCUGGACAAGAAGGUGGAGCAGGACCUGUGGAACCAUGCUUUUAAGAACCAGAUCACCACACUGCAGAGCCAGGCCAAGAACCGAGCCAACCCCAACCGCAGCGAGGUCCAAGCCAACUUGUCGCUGUUCCUGGAGGCAGCCAGUGGCUUCUACACACAGUUACUGCAGGAGUUGUGCACUGUCUUCAACGUGGACCUGCCUUGUCGCGUCAAGUCGUCUCAGCUCGGCAUCAUCAGCAACAAACAGGACGGUGGCGGCACCAUCGUCAAACCUCAGCCCAGCUCCUGCUCCUACAUCUGCCAGCACUGCCUCGUCCACCUCGGAGAUAUCGCUCGUUAUCGUAACCAGACCAGCCAGGCGGAGUCGUACUACCGUCACGCAGCUCAGCUGGUCCCGUCAAAUGGUCAGCCGUAUAACCAGCUGGCGAUCCUGGCCUCGUCUAAAGGAGACCACCUCACCACCAUCUUCUACUACUGCCGCAGCAUCGCAGUGAAGUUCCCGUUCCCCGCCGCCUCCACCAACCUGCAGAAGGCGCUGUCCAAGGCUCUGGAGAGUCGUGACGAGGUGAAAACCAAGUGGAGCGUCUCUGAUUUCAUCAAGUCCUUCAUCAAGUUUCACGGUCAUGUGUACCUGAGCAAGAGUCUGGAAAAGCUGGACUCACUGAGGGAGAGACUGGAGGACCAGUUUCAGAGGCUGAUCUUGCAGAAAGCCUUCAGUUCUCAGCAGCUCGUCCACAUCACAGUCAUCAACCUGUUUGAGCUUCACCACCUCAGAGACCUGAACACUGACGGAGAGCAGAGCUACAGCAGUGAGCAGCAGCUCAGCUGGUUCCAGCUGCUCGGACUCUUCAUGUCCUUCCUGGGCGUCAUGUGCAGCCGUGUCCUGCUCAAUAAGAGCAGAGGAGAGGAGGUGAUGGGGGAGUGUCCUCUGCCGGCCGUCAAAGUGUCCCUGGACUGGCUCAGACUGAGACCCAGCGUCUUCCACGAGGCUGCCGUCCACCAGAGGCAGCAUGUUUGGCCGUGGCUCGUCUCCAUCCUCAACGGUUUUCAUCCCAAAGAAGACAACGUGUCCUCGUCCUCAGUAUGUGUGUUUGUUUCCUCCACAGUUACACCGCUGCCUGAGGAGUUUGAGCUCCAGGGAUUCUUGGCUCUCCGACCUGCUCUGAGGUCUCUGGACUUCACCAAAGGUCAUCAGAGCAUCCUGGUGGACAGAGCAGGCCCGCUGGUCCACGCCCGACACCAGAGACUCAUCAGUCUGGGUAAAUGGGUGGCGGACAACCAGCCAUGCCUGAUUCAGUACAGAGUCAUUGAGGACGGCCUCCUCCUCUUUAUCACCGACAUUCCUGAGCAGGCCAUCGAGGAGCCGCAGGAGAAGGAGAUGCCGGUGCUGCAGGAGUCGUCCAAUGGCGAACAGACGCCCAGCGACGGCGGGAACUCCGGUCUGAAGUCGGUGCUGUCGGUGGGGAAGACGCAGAACUCGUGGCCCGACAGCAGCGACAGACCCGUCGUCACCUUCAAGGAGAACAUCAAACCUCGAGAGCAGAGCCGGGAGAUGACGCGGAGCCACCUUCAGAAAGACGGCGUCAAAGAGCGCCGGGACUUCACCAAAGGCAAUGGCGCGGCUGGGAAAGCAGAGCCGAAGAGAGACGGGAAGAGGAAGAGCGAUCCGAAGAAGGGCGCUCAUGAGAAAACCAGCGACGCAGGAAAACAGGUGAAGGCUCAGACCGAGCUGAGGAAGACUCCGGUGUCUGAGGCCAAGAAGAUGCCUGUCACUCAAACUCAAACCACCUGCUCAUCACAGUUUAUCCCCAUCCAUCAUCCUGGAGCCUUUCCCCCACUGCCCAGCAGACCAGGUUUCCCUCCAGCGUAUGUGAUUCCUCCUGCUGUGGCGUUCCCGGGGCUCCAGGUGAAUCCAGGCUUCACCUUCUCCACCGGAGUGUCCGUCCCUGGACCUUUCCUCCAGCCGGCCGUCCAUGCCCAGGCCAGCACACAGGUGCAGGCCGGGAAGCAGUCCCACAUUCCCUAUAGUCAACAGAGGCCCUCCGGGCCGGGUCUGGGUCCAGGUCCGGGGUCUUCGGGUGGCAUGAGCCAAAGCCCCUCCCAGAGUCAGCAGCCGCAGUCUCAGCCCUCUUCCCAGCAGCCUUUGCAGCAGUCAGUGCAGUCUCCGACCAAACCAGUGCAGCAGCAGCAGGUGGGGAUGGGGAAGAGUCCACCUCACCUCCCGGCCCUGCAGCAGUACAUGCAAGUCCAGGACUGGAGUCAGGCUCAGGCAGCUCUGCAGAAGCUCAGCCCCAUCCCAGUGUCCAUGAAGCAGCAGCAGCAGCAGCAGCAGCAGCAGCAGCAGCAGCAGCAGCAGCAGCAGCAGCAGCAGCAGCAGCAGCAGCAGACCUUCUAUAUGGCAGCACAGGAUCCUCUGAAACUGUACGAGCACCAGCCGCCUCCUCCGCUCUCCAACAUGGACAAGAAGAUCAAGUACGCUGACGUGAAGAUGCAGGACUUCUACUGGGAGCCGUCCUACAGGAUGGGCGACGGCCUCGCUGUCAUGGCCGACAGGAUGAAGAGGCCGCUGGGCGGGAUGUGCUCGGAGCAGGAUGCCCCGCCCACUGGGCCCCGGGGACAGCAGUAUGAGGACAACAAGAGCUCGCCUCUUCUCCCUCCUGACCUGUUAAAAACUCUAGCAGAUUUUGAGGAGGAGGACGAGCUCGUCUUUUCUAAGCCUCCUGAUUUCUUCCAGGCCAUGGCUGCUCCUCUUAGCUCUGCUCCUGGACCAAAUAUAUUUCUGUCCAACCAGACGAGGAUGGACAGUGGUCCCGAGGUCGUAGGUCAAUCCUCUUCCCUCUUGCCCAUGUCUGGGUUCCCCAUGCAGGAGUACAACCAAAACAGCAUCUUCAGUCAGGCAUACGGUAAGAACCUGCCGCCCAGUGCCAAGCCCGAAGUUCCCAUGAUGCACCAGGAGCCGUCGCUCUACUCUUUGUUUGAAGGGACUCCGUGGUCACCCUCUCUCCCCGCCAGCUCAGAUCACUCCACCCCAGCCAGCCAAUCCCCUCACUCCUCGAACCCCAGCAGCCUGCCAUCGUCCCCGCCCACACACAACCACGGAGCCACGCCCUUCUCUAACUUUGGACCCAUCGGCACGCCGGACAGCCGCGACCGCAGGGUGAUGGACCGCUGGAAGGCCGACAAGACCGGUGCGGUCAGUGGCUUCGGUCUGGAUUAUCUGCCGGCCACGGCCUCCACUGCUGCGUCCGACACCAGCUGGCACCAGACUGGACCAGGCGGCAGCUCCUGGACCAAUCAGGAGUCUCCGAUGGAGGAGUCGUCCUCCACUGUGCUGCUCGACAGCCUCAAGUCCAUCUGGUCCAGUUCCAUGAUGCAGCCUGGCCCGUCAGCGCUGGAGCAGCUCCUCCUGCAGCAGAAGCAGAAGCAGCAGCGAGGUCACAGCGCCAUGAACCCGCCUCACUGAACGUCAGCCCGAGGAUGUGGAAACGACCUCCACCAGGAAAACCAACACGAAGUUUGACGUGCUCCACAGGAAACGGUAAAUUAAAGUGGCCAGAGGCGGUGGAGGCUUUGGAGGCAACGCAACCUCCGACGAGGCUGAAACACCAAACCCCACCCCCUCGGCUGUCGAGGAGCGGUGAUGCCCCUCCUGGACCGGAGGGUGUGGGAUCUCUUCAACCCGUGGUGUUAGGCCACUGCCGGGUUUUCUUCAAACCCCCGCAAAUCUGAAACAUUGAGGAACACGCCCCUGCUCACCACGGUCCCGCCCACCAUGGCCCCACCCUGGACGUCUGAGCGGCCUGACGGACGAGCGCCAGUUUUUAGCAUUUCUGCCGCCGCCACGCUGUGAGAAAGCGAGGACGGUGUGGUGGUCGGGUUCAGGGGGAGGUCACGUGACUCAGCGGAGGACAUAUUAACAGACUUCAUAUUCUUUAUAGAGGAGGAGGAGGCUGUGAUUGGCUGAAUGAAGGACAGUUCUAUAAAUAUAUAAAUAAAAUGUAGUUAGACUUUGUGGCGCCUGGAUUGAGAGGGCGGAGCGGAGGAAGGAUGACGCAAAAAAGGGAAGGGCUAAGAACGGACAAGUCUGUUGGUGUUAGCGACAGUAGCGUUAGCUUGAAGAGAAUUUGUGAUGUUUGUAGCAAAUCUAGCUUUUGAGAGAGAGAGAGAGAGAGCUGAUCAUCAUUGAUCUGCUUCAACAGGCUCCGCACCCUGACUUCCUGUGCCGCCACUUUGGCUUAAGUUUCUGACGACAUUCCUGUGCAGGAACUGGGCGGAGCCAAUCAUUGUCAGAGCCAAUCAGAGUGCAGCAAGUGACGGCAGUGUUUUUAUUUCCUGUUGUUUGAUAAACGUGUGAUGGUGUUUUCAUGUUCCAUUUACAAUCUAUUAGAAAAUAAAAAAGAAGCGACAGAUGAAAGGGUGAAUGUGAGGAUGGAGACGCUGGUCCUGGUUCUGAGCUGGAUGACUUCUUCUGUUGCCUGUUUUUUUUGACGUUAAAGGACCGCGCUGUAGUUGUUGGAGGUUUGUAAGUGGGCGUGUCCUGACCUUUAAAUAAAGGAUAAUUCUGUUCUGA